AUGGACCUUGUCAGCUUUUCUCUUCUCGCCGGCACAGAGACGCCCUCCCAGCUGCGCACCCAGCUUUCGGGCAUCGCCGGCUCCAUCUCGCUCGCCUGCUGGCUCGUGCUGCUUCUGCCGCAGCUGAUCGAGCAGUGGCGGCUGAAAUCGGCAGAAGGCAUCAGUCCCCUGUUCCUUCUGUUCUGGACGUUCGGAGACAUUUUGAACCUCGUGGGCGCGCUGUGGGCCGGCCUGCUGCCCCAGGUGAUACUACUGGCCGCGUGGUUCACCGUCGCGGAUGCCUUUACGCUGGCGUUCUACUAUUACUACACCUACGUGUAUCCGAAGAAAAGACAGCCCGAACGCACGCCGCUGCUAGCAGAGACGCCGCGUCGCAAGUCGUCCACCAUCGAGGACAUUGUGCUCCAGCCACAGAACCACUCUGUGCUCGUCAGGUACGUGCUGCCGCUGCUCGCCGUGUUUGUGGCCGGCGUCAUCGGCUACUUGUGCUCGUCGCCAGCCAAGGAGCAGCCCGACGUCGGGCUGGCCAUUGGCCCGCAGAUCUGCGGCUAUUUGAGCGCAGCGCUGUAUCUGAGUGCCAGACUGCCGCAGAUAUACCAGAAUUACACCAAGAAAUCGUGUCGCGGGCUGAGUCUGCUUUUUUUCAUGUUUUCCACUCUGGGCAACGUCACGUACGGCCUGCAGAUCCUGUUCUACCGCUCGGACUGGGACUACGUCGUGCUCAACAGCAGCUGGCUGUUGGGCUCGCUGGGCACGAUUGCGGAGGACCUUGUGAUUUUCGCGCAGUUUUAUAUGUACAGACAGUCGGAGACGGCAGUUAUUGAGUAA
Ogataea angusta is the source of this 828-nucleotide messenger RNA. RefSeq lists its product as uncharacterized. The record is from RefSeq and is a predicted model, not a curated record. Gene Ontology annotation, cellular component: fungal-type vacuole membrane. NCBI's taxonomy places the organism in Eukaryota, Fungi, Ascomycota, Pichiomycetes, Pichiales, Pichiaceae. The coding region runs from base 1 to 828 and encodes 275 amino acids. Gene Ontology annotation, biological process: basic amino acid transmembrane export from vacuole. The transcript has a single exon.